Tetrahymena thermophila SB210 is the source of this 3012-nucleotide messenger RNA. RefSeq lists its product as hypothetical. The record is from RefSeq and is a predicted model, not a curated record. The transcript has 2 exons. NCBI's taxonomy places the organism in Eukaryota, Ciliophora, Oligohymenophorea, Hymenostomatida, Tetrahymenidae.
AUGUAGAAGACAAUUAAGGAAAAUAAUGAAGGGCAGGUGGAAAAAUUUGUAUUAGUUUAGCUACAAGAUGAUGAUCAAAUAAAUAGUUUUAACUUGCAGCAUUAUUAUUCUCAAUCUAGGGUGAAUAUGGGAGAUUCACUUCACAUAUAGUUAGGAGACAAUAUUAUGUUUGUUAAAGAAAUAGUACAAAAGAUUUUAGAAGGACCAUAUAAUUUGUUAAAAUAAAUUAAAUUCGAAUUAAAAGGAGUUAAAUAAGAGUUUAGUUUGAGAUUUAUGAGUGAAAAUUUUUUUUAAUUGUGUUUUGAAAAUGAAAUAGGAGAAGAUAUUUUCUAAAUAAUUGAAGAAUUUAUUAUAAUACAAUAAUAGGAUAUAAAGUAAUUAGAGUUCUUUUACAAGUACCAAAUAGAUACACAUUACAACUAGCUUAUAUUUAAUUUAGUAGAAGAAAAAAUAAAAGGUUUGUUGCAUGUUUCAUUUAUAUUUUAAAUAAAUGACAUCAAAAAAGAUUGGAAGUAAUCUGUAUUAAACAAUAUUGGCUGCAUGGAAUAAGUAAUAAUGAUUUCUACUUGCUGGAAUACAAAACUUACACAAGAAGAUAUUUUAUAUAUUCUUAAUAACUGCAAGUCUAAUAAAUAUCUUCUUUUGUAAACAUAAAAUCUACAUUUAUCUUUCAGAGAGCCUUUAAUUGUAAAAAAAUAAUAAAAAGAAGUAACUGAAUUGUAGAAGAUGAUUGAUUAGAUUAAAUCAGAAAAGUUUUUUUAUUUAGAUAUAAGUUUUUUUAAACCUGGCUUGAUAGAGGAUUGCGAUGUAAUGGAGAUGAAAGAUUUAUGGAGAUGGAUUUAAGAAAAAGUUAGCUACUAUACAUCCAUUAAAAUGAAAUUUGCUACAUCGUAAUAAAUUAACAGAGUCAUUUUACCGAUUCUAGAUGCUAUUUUGGAAAAAAAGUAAUCUAUUUUAAUAGAAUCUUCUGAUAUCAAGUUAGAAUAUCAACUACCAACAAGAAAUCUUUUUAUUCAUAGCAAAGAAGACUAAUAACAAAAAAACAUUUUCAAACCUCUGGACUGGUCUUUUGUUUAACCUUUUAUAAGUUAAUAUAGGCUUAUAACUGAUAAGUUGCAUUUAAAUCUUGAAAAUACUUCAUUUAGGAUAAGCAACAGAAACUUAUAUACUUAAAUUAUAGAUUUUUCUAAAAUUAAUCAUAAAAUAAAUCAUUUUACGAUUAUUGCCCCAUUAUUUAUUAUAUAAUAAGAUAUAAAAUUAAAAAAUAUUUGGAAUUAAAAUUUAUUGAGUCUUUCAAUUUUAGUAAAUUAGCAAAUAUAACCUAGCACAAUUUCUUAAAAAGAAAUAUAAUAGACUAAACAAGGGUCAUCACUUUAGUCAUCUUAAUAGAAUUAACAAAAAUAAUAAUUUACUUAGCAACAAAUUUAAGUUAUAAAAUCUGUGGAUAACAAAAUAGUCACAGCAGUAAAAAGAUUCAGAAACAAUUAGUAUUUAAUGAUGAUAUAAGAUCUAGAGUUGGCUCAUUAAGCAUACCAUUUAAACUAUAUUUUAAAGAAUCAGUCAUACUUUAUGCAAUAUAUAUUCAAAAACGAUUAAAAAAAGUAUUAAGUUAAAGAUAAUUCAGUGAAUUUGUUUUUAGAAACAGAAGCAAAAUAAAAAAUACUUAAAGAACAACAAGAAUAAGUUCAAUAAAAUUUAGAGAAAUAAGAAUAAUUAAAAAAUGUUGAAAUUCAAACAAAACACUUUUUCUGCUAUGAAUAAAACUCUAAGUUGAAAAGCAUAUCACUCAAGUUAAACAUGAGGAACAAAAACCCCGAGUUUUUUAAUCAAUUAGUUACAAUCAGAGAUUUUACGAUAAUUCAUGAUUUAGACAUUAUUUUGCAAGCAGAAACUGCAGAUGGUUAGAUAGAUUAACUGCUAAAAUUCUUUUCAAAUUCUAAGUAUCUCAAAAAUAUAAAAAUAAAAAUAUUUUCUUUAAGUCUUCAUGACUUGAUUCCAAAACUAAUGAGAUUUAUUAAGUCUAAUCUUAAAGAGUUACUUACUUUAUAAAUAAUAAUUGAAGGAAUAUACAAGGGUAGUAUACUGUAAGAAAGCAUUUAAAAUAUUGUUAAUUUGCUUCCAUUUAAAGAAUAGCAAAAAAAAUUUUCAAGUGGUUUUUUAAAAUUUUAAGGUUUAAAUAAUUUAGGAAAUAUAAGUAAUAUGCUAUAAAUAAUAAAAAACAUUGGAAAGGAACAAGUUAUUUCAUUAAAAACAUAAACAUUAGAUCUUUCUAAAAAUACAGAAAACUAAUUUAAUAUAAGAGUUGACUGCUAAGACUCAAAUCAGGAUUAAGUAUUUGAUCACUUUAUCAUCAUUCAUUAAACUUAUUAAGAAUAUUCUAUUAAUUCUUUUGAUACAAUUAUCAAUGAAUAUUAGCUCGAAUCUUUCUUUAAGUUUGUUAAUGUGUAUAUUGAUAAAAUAAGAAUUUUAAAAGUACUAAUUUUAAAUAUAGAUGAUGAUAAAAACAAGGCUGAUACGCAUGAAAAGUUGUUAAAAAUAAUGUAAAGUUAUAAAAAUUUUGAUAGAUUUGAACUCAGAUUUAGAGACAGAAACAGCAAAGAAGACUCUUUUAUGAUUAUUUAUGAUAAUCUUAAAAAGUAUCUUAAUAUCUAUUUUCAAGGCAACUAAGUUUAUUCAAUCGACUUUAAUUAUGAUAGAUUAAUUAAUAUCUGCUCAAAAAUAUAAAAUCUUUAUGAAAAUGAAUUAUAGUCUUUGAAAAUUGAGUUAGUAUUUGACAGUGAAACUAGAUUUUAGAGAUGCAUGCUGAAUAGUUAAGUUAAAAACAAUUUUAGAAAAGAAAUAAUAUGGGAUUCAAUAUCCUUGAUGAUUUUUGGAUAAAUGCAUUUGAAUUUAAAACCACUUUUAUUAAAAAAAUUCUAAGUCAACGAUAUUCUUAUGUCAACAGAAGAUAAUAAAUAAUAGUAAAAAGAUAAUUGUCUUCAGUUAUUUGAAGAAAAAAAGUUAUAUUCUUGA